AUGAACAAACUUUGCAAAGAAGACAAUAUUCGUAAAGAUUUUAGAGAAGAACCACAAAGUCAGGUUGUGGCUCUUGGCGGACGGCUGGUUUUAUCAUGUCGUUCACCUCGCUCAAAACCUAAACCAAAAAUUGGUUGGUUAAAAAAUAAUCAAGAAUUAUUUAAUGUUAAUGGACGUGUUUCAUUCAAAAAUAACAAACAAAUUCUUACUAUAAAAAAUGUGAAAAAGGAAGAUGAGGGAAAUUAUCAAUGUGAAGCAGUUAAUGUUGCUGGUAGACGACUCAGUAAAAUUGCUGUUGUCAGGACAACAGUUCCUCCUACAAUUUUGUCAAUAUCUAAAGAAAAGACUAUUAACAUUCGAUUACAAAGUCAAACUACGUUAACAUGUGUUGCAAGUGGUAUACCAAAACCAAAAAUUAUUUGGAAAAAACUUGGAAACAGCACAAUAUUGCCUAGUUUUAACGGCACUUUAAAAUUGACCAAAUUAAAAUCAAAUGAUGCUGGAAGUUAUCAAUGCAUUGCCUUUAAUAAAGUAAGAAAUGUAUCAGCAAAUGUUCAACUUAUUUUACAAUAUGUUCCUGAAUUUAAAUUCAUAUCAUCCAAUGUUAAUGCUGUUGAAGGUUCAAACUUUACAUUAAAAUGUUUGGCAAGAUCUGAACCUUACCCCACUGUUCUUUGGUAUAAGGGUAAAACUGAAUUUGUUCCAGAUAUUAUUUAUGAUAACAAACAAGCAAAACUAGUCAAUGGAUCAAUACAACUUAGUUUCAAACCGUUGAGUCUUUCUGAUGCUGGAAAUUACUCUUGUAGAGCAAGUAACAAAAUAGGCAGUAACUCACGUUUGGUCAGUGUUUAUGUGCACAGGAAGAGCGAAUUUCCAGCAUUUAUUAAGACUCCAAACCGUCAUGUUAUUGCUGAUAUCAAUGAAGAUGUAAACAUUGUUUGUGAUGUGCGUGGAAAUCCUAAACCAGCUGUUAAAUGGGAGAAAGAUGGAAAAUAUGAUUUUAUCAAUGAUGCUGAUGUGAUGUUGAGAGAGGAAAUGUUAAGUAAAAUAUAUCGCCAUAUUCUUACCAUCACGAAAGUCAGGAAAAGAAAUGGUGGAAUUUUUCGUUGUGUGGCUAGUAAUACAAUCUCAACUGUGUCCAAAUAUAUGACACUUCAAGUAACACGAAAAUUACAUUUACGUGAAUCUGUGAAAAUUGGUUCACCUAGAAAACCAAACAAUGUGACAGUUGUUGAAUUUAAUGAUAAUUCAGCACGUAUAACAUGGAAAGAAAGCAAAGAUCCAGUGAUGGUUUAUGCUGUCGGCUAUGUUAAUAUUGAUAUAAAAAACGACGAAGUUAUAGUUGCAGAUAACAUUUCACCAAAUACUCAGGAGUAUGUUGUGACAAAUUUAUUACCAAAGACACGAUAUAUGUUUUUUGUUCGAGGAUUUAAUGGAAAAGGUUAUGGAGAGCCGAGUUUACUUUCGUAUGAGAUAAAGACUUUAUCAUCGUUACCAACCAAUCCAAUAGAAGAAAUUCCUGAAGAAAUUCCACUUCCCAUCUUAAAAAUCAACGUUACCUCGGGCAUUGCUGGACAACUUUAUGUGAGAUGGGCUCCAAUAAAAGAAAAUGUUAAAAUUGAUGGAUUUUAUAUUUAUUGGCAAGCUGAAAGUCUGCCUUUUCAAAAUGAAACUCUCCAAAAUGUUCGUUCUAGUGGAUACAUGAUUUCAGAUUUGCAAAAUUCAACUAAAUAUAGCGUGUAUGUUAAAGUAUUUAAUAAAGCAGGUGAAGGUCCAGUUAGUGAAACUAUUGAACAAUGGACAUCAUCUGAACCAGUGACAUUACAAAUGGGAAUAAUGCAAAAUGAUACUGAUAGUAUAAAGGUGACAUGGAAACGACUUUGGAAGAAAAUGAGUGGAAAUGAUACACUGAAAACAUACAUCAUCUUCUAUUCUUCGACAAGUGACAAAGGAAACGAUCGUCAUAAAAGAAACGUUGUUGGAGUAAUCACGAUCCCGGCUUUUCCAGAACAUUAUUAUCACGUAAUUGGUGAUCUUCAUCCUGGAGAAAAUAUAACGUGUUUAUGAGAGUGACCACAAGACUUGGUCGUACAUACUUUUCUCAUGCAAAGAGUGUUUUGUUACAGAGCCCAGUUGCUCUCAGUGAGAAAUCAACAUGGCAACAAAUAAAAGAAUUUGUUAUUCGACCUUGGUUUUUGGGUAUUGCUGGUGGUUGUAUUCUCUUGGUUUUUGUUCUUAUUAUGCUAUGCUGUUUGUGUAAACGUUCGUCAAACAAAAAAGAUGUUUCUUGCCAUGAAUUACAAAA
Messenger RNA from Xenia sp. Carnegie-2017, 2305 nucleotides. Its product is annotated as roundabout homolog 3-like. The transcript has 7 exons. Lineage: Eukaryota; Metazoa; Cnidaria; Anthozoa; Malacalcyonacea; Xeniidae. Gene Ontology annotation, molecular function: protein binding. The coding region runs from base 1 to 2067 and encodes 688 amino acids. The record is from RefSeq and is a predicted model, not a curated record.